AUGGCAUUCCAUUCGAAGCUCUAUCGAAUAAGGGAUCAUCCGGAAAGAAAGACUAUUCAAUUCGGACCUUCUCAACUUUUCCACUCUUUUGCAAAACUCUGGUGCCGUCAUUUUUGUUUCAAUUGUAUACGAAAUCUGCAAAAGCUCAUUAAUCGAGUGGAAAUAAAGUCUACGUUGGGGCUUAAAUGCAUCGUCGAUGAAUGGAGAUGUUGGUGCUAUGAGAAAUGUAAAAAGUGUCCUGCUGGGAUGAGUCAAUUCUUGGCAUUGACGUCCGCCUCUUCAUUUGUCUUCAUCGAGACAAUGCGGAAUCUGGAAACACCAAAUGAAAUUUCUGAUGAGAUUUUGUUAAUUUCGUCCUUCCCCGUCUACCGGAACCUCUUGCACUUGAGUACCGAAACAGGCAACGACGAU
Molecule: messenger RNA, 411 nt
Organism: Mesorhabditis belari
Lineage: Eukaryota; Metazoa; Nematoda; Chromadorea; Rhabditida; Rhabditidae
Source: the annotation of a GenBank genome assembly